Messenger RNA from Drosophila grimshawi, 1168 nucleotides. RefSeq names its product glyceraldehyde-3-phosphate dehydrogenase. Gene Ontology annotation, biological process: glucose metabolic process. The record is from RefSeq and is a predicted model, not a curated record. The transcript has a single exon. Gene Ontology annotation, molecular function: oxidoreductase activity, acting on the aldehyde or oxo group of donors, NAD or NADP as acceptor; NADP binding; NAD binding. Lineage: Eukaryota; Metazoa; Arthropoda; Insecta; Diptera; Drosophilidae. Bases 39 to 1097 code for a protein of 352 amino acids.
AAUUUUCCCAUUUGUGUAUAAAAAUUUUGUUUGAAAAAAUGUCUGGUAUUGCUAUUAACGGUUUUGGGCGCAUCGGACGUGUUUUUCUGCGCGAGGCAAUAAAGCGAGAAGAUGUUCAGGUGGUGGCCAUCAAUGAUCCCUCUAUGGAUCCCAAAUAUAUGGCCUAUAUGCUGCGCUUCGAUUCGUCGCAUGGUAUAUUCCCCAAGAAGAUUGCAAUUGAUGGCAACAAAUUGGUCACUUGUGGCCAAAAGAUACAGAUAACCAAUGAGAUGGAUCCCAAGAAGAUCCGCUGGAAAGAUAUGGGCGUGGAGACGGUAGUGGAAUGCACGGGAAAAUUUACGACACUCGAAACGGCCAAGGCACAUUUGGAUGCUGGGGCCAAGAAGGUGGUUAUAUCCGCACCAUCAGCGGAUGCGCCUAUGUUUGUGUGUGGCGUUAAUCUGGAUAAGUAUGAGCCCAAAAUGAAAAUCAUAUCGAAUGCCUCGUGCACCACCAACUGUCUGGCGCCUGUGGUCAAAGUGGUGCAUGAUAAUUUUAAAAUUCUCGAGGGUUUGAUGACAACGGUGCAUGCUUGUACUGCCACCCAAAAGUUACUUGAUGGUCCUAGCAAGAAGGUGUGGCGCGAUGGCCGCAGUGGCAUGUGUAACAUAAUCCCGGCUAGCACUGGUGCUGCCAAAGCAGUGGGUAAAGUUAUACCCGAUCUGAAUGGUAAGCUAACCGGAAUGGCAUUCCGGGUGCCCACACCAAAUGUUUCCGUUGUGGAUUUGACGUGUCGUUUGGGCACCGCCGCCAAAAUGGAUGAGAUCAAGGCGGCGAUCAAAGCAGCCGCCAAUGAUGAACUGAAGGGUAUUUUGGGCUACACUGAAGAUGAUGUGGUCUCCACCGAUUUCAAUGGUGCACGUUACGCAUCGAUAUUCGAUGCGAAGGCGUGCAUAGCUCUAAAUGACAAUUUCGUCAAACUAAUCGCUUGGUAUGACAAUGAGACUGGCUACUCGAAUCGCCUAAUAGAUCUCGUUCUAUACUCACAGACAUUGGAUAAAUGUGCCGCUGAAGAACAGAAAAAGAAGUGCGAAAGUAAGGAAAAAGGCAAAAACUAAAUAAAUCAUAGAAUAAAUAAAUACGUUUCAAGCUUACCGUUAAACGACACUCGAAUUUCGUUGAAACUGAA